This is a messenger RNA of Nymphaea colorata (pocket water lily), 3927 nucleotides long. RefSeq names its product F-box/LRR-repeat MAX2 homolog A-like. Gene Ontology annotation, biological process: SCF-dependent proteasomal ubiquitin-dependent protein catabolic process. The record is from RefSeq and is a predicted model, not a curated record. NCBI's taxonomy places the organism in Eukaryota, Viridiplantae, Streptophyta, Magnoliopsida, Nymphaeales, Nymphaeaceae. The transcript has a single exon. Gene Ontology annotation, cellular component: SCF ubiquitin ligase complex. Bases 926 to 3106 code for a protein of 726 amino acids. Gene Ontology annotation, molecular function: protein binding.
UACACGUAACAGAAACGCCCACACCGAAAGGACCAUCAGGACCUAUCGAGCCCAAACUCAACCGGGCCAACUCUGGCUUGUGGGCUCGAGCCUCAGGCCCAGGGAAGAGACCAACUCAACAAAGUGGAGGAAGUUCUCUGCGGGGUUCGCGGCUGAGGGAAGUCUUCUUAUUUCGUACUUAUCUGGUUCGGAAGUGCACGUUGGCACCAAGAAAAAAAGAAACCUGAUCCUGAGCACCGACGGGUGGGGUAGAUCAGAUUUUACUCUUCUUCCUUUUUUGGACUUCUAGUAAAGCCUCGGUUGGUGGAGCCACCGGGCUCGUGCCUAACCUCGGUGGUCGAAUCCCAGAGGAGACAGUAACCCGAAUUCGAGAGCCAGAGAAAAGGCCAUCCCCUACCACGUUUUUGCCAUUUCACCGACCCUGUUAGGAUAAAGGUUCUUCUCAAACUGUGGUCCCUAACAAGUUCUCCCCUCUCUUCCAUCUCUCAGGUUCCUCGCUCUCUGGUCAAGCGCCGAGGCACCACCAGCGCCAUGGCGCAGGCAAGCCCGUCGGAUACUCCACCUUCACGGCCCUCUUCUUGAGGGAAUUGUAUUCCACCAACCACCGCGGUUGCUGGUGGUAUCUGCUGUGCCCGUGGAGAUCGUCGCCGGUGAUGCCGCCUCGCCUUGGAGAUCUACCACCGCCACCACUAUCGCCACUCUCUCAGGCCCCGAAUCGGAAGCCACCGCCGACCCCAAUCACCGUCUUGACCGCUGCCAACACCAACUAUCGGUGUGUUUCCAUGUUCGCACAGUUCACUAUCGCUAACGUGGGACCGUCUUCAGUUUCUGCUAUCGGUUGCAUAUCCCUGUGCGUGAGAUCCUAAACCGGCAGUUGCCACGAGUCCGCGACCACCAUCGCUACCGCCGCCGUUCCUGCGUAAAGAUGCCAUCGGAGUCAGCCACCGCCGGCACCUCCUUCUCCCCGCCCAGAACGCACCUCCACGACCUGCCGGACGCGAUUCUCUCCAUCAUCUUCUCCCUGGUGACGGACACCCGAAGCCGCAAUUCCAUGUCACUCGUCUGCCGGAAAUGGGCGGUGGCUGACCGCUCUUCCCGCACCACCCUCACCCUCCGUGGCAACGUCGGAAACCUCGAUCGUCUCCCUUCCUGCUUCCGCAGCGUCACCAACCUCGACCUCUCGUUCUGCUCCCCAUGGGGCCAUCCUCUCUUCCUCCCGGACCCCCUUUCCGAGGGCGCCCAUUUCGUCGCCCGCUUCCUAGCCCAGCACUUCCCCAAUAUCACCUCCCUUACCUUCUACUCCCGCCACCCUGCCACCGUCCAGAUCCUCGCCUACUAUUUCCCUUCCCUUCGCUCCGUCAAGCUCGUCCGCUUCCAUCAACGCAUCACUGUGCCCGCCGGCGCUGACCUAAUCCCGCUUUUCGCUCAUUGCCCCUCCCUCUCCUCCCUGGACCUCUCGCAUUUCUACUGCUGGACGGAAGAUAUCCCGGCGGCCCUUCACGACCAUCCUGCUUCAGCAUUGGCCCUCACCCAUCUGAACCUCCUCAUCCUCUCCACAGAUGGUUUCCAAUCCCAGGAGCUCCAGGCCAUCGCCGUUGCUUGUCCCAAUCUCCUCCACCUCCUGGCCUCUUGCCGCUUCGACCCUCGCUUCGUUGACUUUGUUGGCGAUGCCGCCCUGCUCUCCAUCGCCACCAAUUGCAACAAGCUCCGCCACCUUCACCUUGCAGAUGCUUCCUCUCUCUCCUCCCCGCGCUCCGACCCUGAUGCUGAUGGGUUCUCGCAUGAGGACGCCAGAAUCAGCGCCCAAGCGCUGGAGGAGAUGUUCAUCGCUCUGCCGGACCUCGAGGACCUCACCCUGGACGUCUGCCACAAUGUCAGGGGCGCCGGCGUGGCGCUGGAGGUGCUCGGUUCCAAGUGUCGUCGUCUGCGGUCGCUGAAGCUCGGACAAUUUCAUGGCAUUUGCAGAGGCGAUGCGCCUCGCUCGGAUGGGAUUGCGCUCUGCAGGGCCUUGGAGUCGCUCUGCAUCAAGAACUCAGGCGACCUCACUGAUCUUGGGUUGAUCGCCAUUGCCCGCGGCUGUCCUCGCCUCUCGAAGCUCGAAAUCCAUGGGUGCCAUGGCAUCUCUAGCUACGGCGUCAUGAGCAUGGUUUGCUGUCUGAGGAAGACCUUGGUCGAUGUAGGGAUAUCGUGCUGCAAGCAGUUAAAUGCGGCAAGCUCGCUGCAGGCACUGGAGCCAAUCAGGGACAGGGUAGAACAUCUGCACAUUGAUUGCGUUUGGGGCGCGCCCGACUCCGAGGAUGCAGCGGAGAAGAAGGACACUCGAGAUUUUGAUCUGAAUUACAGCUCGGAAGCGAAUGAAGACCAUGGAUUUGCCAAUGGCGGAACUGAGUAUCGUAACCAUGGACCCAGGAGAAGUGAGGCUGAUGGCCCCAUGAAGAAGAAGUGGAAGUGCAGUUCUGGUUGCGAGAGUAGCAAUAAGGCAGGAAGCGAAUUCUGGUCAAAGACAUGGCCUCGUCUGCGCUCACUAUCACUGUGGAUAGCAGUGGGGGAGCUUCUAAUGCCACUCGCCGCAGCAGGUCUGGCGUACUGUCCGGCGCUGCAAGAGAUGAAGAUCAAGGUGGAGGGUGACUGCAGGCUCUGCGCCAAGCUCACCAUGCCAGCAUUCGGUUUGAAUUCGCUGGUGCGGUUCCCCCGUCUCUCAAAGAUGAAUCUGGAUUGUGGGGAGGUGACUGGCUACGCGCUGAGCGCGCCGGUCGGGCAGAUGGAUAUUAGCCUGUGGGAGAGGUCCUAUCUGAAUGGGAUCGGAGAACUGGCGCUCAAUCAACUGGAUUACUGGCCUCCCCAAGAUAGGGAAAUGAACAGUAGGAGCCUUACGCUCCCGGCAGUAGGCCUGAUUUCGGAAUGUGUCACGCUGAGGAAGCUUUUCAUACAUGGAACAGCUAAUGAACAUUUUCUGAAAAUGUUGCUGAGGAUCCCAAAGCUCCGGGAUAUGCAGCUCAGGGAGGACUACUACCCUGCGCCAGAGAAUGACAUGAGCACGGAGAUGAGAGUGGACUCUUGCUUACGGUUUGAGAAUGAGCUGAAUCGCCGUUCUCUCCUUGACUGAGCGAUAGAGAUUCAUAAGACAUAACAGAGGCGAUUCGAUGGCAUUUUCUCCUUUCUGUUUCCCCUUCUCUCUGAUCCUGCUUCUGUAGAAGUUGUUUUAGCACAGUCGAACAGUUUUUUGACCCUGCGGAGAGGGUGUAACAAAAGUACAGAGUAUCCAAAAUAAAGUCUCGUGUGAAAAUAUAUUGAUGAUGCAGCUGAGUUAGGAUGAGGCGUUGCAACCUUGUACCGGCAAGAUUCAUUUGGACAAUAUAAUCACACUUCUUUUUUAUUUUUAACAUGGAGAAUAUCAAAGCCUCCGUUGCACAUCUGUACCUAGGAUUCAAAGGAUUGGAGGAGAAAGAGGAUUUCACCUUGGUAUCUCUUGUCGAAUUGGAGGCCUCAUACGUCGCUAGCGGACGUAGAAGCGCUGCUGAGGUUCCUGUUCUUGGAGAGAUGCAGCUCGGGAAGCUUAUUAUGGUGCACGGGAAAUAUUUUGAACAUCCAGAUGAGCAUGGUCUCCGGCGUUGUAGUGAAGAUGAGUUAUUUCCAGCUGAGUGAUGAACCGGAAGCCGAGAUUGAGGUGAACUCCAUGAAAACAGAGAAAAAUGGAACCCAGUGAUGCUGCUAUUGCGAGAAAUUUGUCACAUUCGAAGUCGUCUUCUUCCCUCGAAAAAUAAAUUUGGGUAAUUCGUCGAGUUUUUGUGGGAUUAUCGGCUGAUUCUUUGUACUUGUUUAGUCAAAAUGUAAUUCCUUGUAACUGCUUCAGUGCAUGGAGGACUUUUUAUGUCCCCUUUUGUCUUCCAAAUUCCAGUUUCAUCUCAAAACUUCGUCUUUGCUUGA